AUGAAUAUAGAAUUAGAUUUAAAAAAAAAAAUUGAUAAUAUAAUAAUUAAUUUAGAUGGAAUUAAUAAAAUAAAAAAAAGUAAUUUGAAUUUUAUAUUUGAUGAAAUCAAAAAAAGCAAUAAUGUAGAAGAAUUAUUUUUUAAUAUAAAAAAGUGUAAUUAUAAAAUAGAUAAUUUAAAUAUUUUUGAUGGUGAUCCUAUCGUAAAAUUAAGUAGUUCUAAUAAAAAUGUAAUAAUAGAUUAUAAAUUAAAAGAAAGAAAAAAUAAUUAUAUGAUAGGAACAAAUGUAAAUAACAGAGGUGAGGUAACUGCAGAUUUUGAAAUUAACAUGCCAUAUAUAUUUAAAACAAUAAAUAGUGCUGAAUUAAAAGCAAAUAUAUGUAGUUUAUCUACAAAUAAUUUUUCUUUCCGCCUUUUAAUUCCACAUUUAAAAUAUUUAGCAAAUUAUAGACUAAUAUUAGAAAGUAAUAUAAGUAGUAUAAAUAAUAUAAAAUGUUCUUCAUAUAUAACUAAAAUGAAUUCAAUUAAAACAUAUCUAUUAAAAAAUAAUCACUCACUUAUAUGGGAAGUUAAUUAUAAUAAAAUACUUCAUAAUAUAAAUAAAAACUUCAUACCAUCAGAAAAAAUUUUAAAAUUGUGUGAUCAAUAUAUAAAAAACACAAUAAAAUAUAAUUAUAAAAAGGACAAAUUAAAUUAUUCAUUAAGUAGUGAAAAAAACGAAGAAGUAAUAUAUUCACAUUAUCCAACUUCUGGCUAUUAUUAUGAAAUAGAAAAUGAAGUGUCUUUGCCUUUUUGUGAAGCCAAAUUUUUUAAAAAUCAUAUUAAUUUUUUGUAUAUAAAAAAACUAAUAGAAAAUCUCUAUGCAUAUUUUAAUAUAAGUAACGGAAUUAAAUAUGAUUAUGGAAAAAAAAAUAUUUCGUAUUUAAAUAAUUUUAAUUUUACUGGAAGCAUAGGAAGUUCACUAAUAUUAAGAGGAUUUGAGUAUAAUAGUGUUGGUAGCACAGAGGAAUGUUUUAAAUUUGAUAAAAAAGAAAAAAAUUAUAAAAUAAAUUAUAAUUAUUUAGGUGCUAAUUUUUUUUCCAAUAUUCAAUUUAUAUUUAAAUAUAUUUUAAAUUUUAACAAUAUUAAUCCGAUAUUAUUUUUUUAUCUACAGUUAGGAAGACUCAGUAAUAACUUAUUCCCUUCAUUUAAACAAUUAAUAAAUGAUACUAGAAUUUCAACAGGUAUUGGAAUAAUGUCAUAUAUUCAAAAAAAUAUUUCUUUGGAGUUAUUUUUUUGCUUUCCUUUAUGGUAUCAAUUAACUGAUAAAAUAAAAUUUUUUCAAGUUGGAUUAAAUUUUAAGGGAAUUUUAUAA
Molecule: messenger RNA, 1353 nt
Organism: Plasmodium gallinaceum
Lineage: Eukaryota; Apicomplexa; Aconoidasida; Haemosporida; Plasmodiidae
Gene: SAM50
Product: sorting assembly machinery 50 kDa subunit, putative
Exons: 1
Coding region: 1-1353 (450 amino acids)
Cellular component (GO): outer membrane
Source: RefSeq, a predicted model, not a curated record